Molecule: messenger RNA, 291 nt
Organism: Aspergillus ibericus CBS 121593
Lineage: Eukaryota; Fungi; Ascomycota; Eurotiomycetes; Eurotiales; Aspergillaceae
Product: DUF2406 domain-containing protein
Exons: 3
Coding region: 1-291 (96 amino acids)
Source: RefSeq, a predicted model, not a curated record
AUGUCUGCUCCUGACGUUGCCCACGAUCGUCCCGAAACGGGCCACUCGGCUGGAAAGAGCUCUCUAUCCAGCAAAUCGGACCCGAACCAAGCCCUGAGAGGCGAAGAAGCCGUCUACAGCGUCGGUUCCACCGGAUUCUCCCUGCGCUCGAUCCAACAUCGUGACCGCGAAGGCAAGAUAAUCACUGAACCUGACCUAUCGAACCCUACCCGCUACCGAUUCGAGCGACCAUUGGACACGAUCCGAUCGUUUGAGGCAGCUAUUGAGCGCCGUCGGAGGGAGAAUAUGUAG